AUGGAGAUGGAUCUUAACAAAGCUCUACAAUCAAUGACCAUAGAAGGAGACAGGCCCUUUAAGCUCCCCAUCCACCAGAGAUAUUGUUCUACUGAAAGGAACAAGAUGAGCAUCAUGGGAAAGAUGCUUAACCCGGAGAAUCAAAACAUGAAAAGCCUCAUAUGGGAUCUCCCGAGGGCUUUUAACUGUUUUGAUAGAGUACAUGGAGUAGCGCUCACGAAAGAUAGUUUUCAGUUUUUCUUUAAGUAUGAGGAGGAUCUCAAGAAGGUGCCGGUGAACUACUAUACUGAAGCCACAAUCACAGACAUCGCAGAGGUAAUUGGACAAGUGAUUGAAGUAGCAUUUGAUCCAGAAAAGCCCCAAAGCCAGAGGUAUGUAAGAGCAAGGGUCCUCUUUGACACCUCAAAACCGCUUCGUAACUUCAAGACAGUGGAAUUACCGGAAGGAGAUGUAGUUACGGUGACAUUUGAGUAUGAAAGAAUCCGGAAACGAUGCUUCCAGUGUCUAAGGUUGACACAUGAUAAGUCUAGAUGCCCUGAGAAUCCGGCUCGACGGAGUAACCUUGUCGCAAAGCCAGCUCCCGCUAAGGCAAUUGUACCGGCAGCUAUAGUGGUUCAGACCCCGCGGCUGCUACCAGAUGAUCCUCUGUUUGGUGUUCUAACACAGGCAAGUGGAAGAUAG
Messenger RNA from Microthlaspi erraticum, 681 nucleotides. The record is from the annotation of a GenBank genome assembly. Lineage: Eukaryota; Viridiplantae; Streptophyta; Magnoliopsida; Brassicales; Brassicaceae.